This is a messenger RNA of Drepanopeziza brunnea f. sp. 'multigermtubi' MB_m1, 1479 nucleotides long. RefSeq lists its product as uncharacterized. NCBI's taxonomy places the organism in Eukaryota, Fungi, Ascomycota, Leotiomycetes, Helotiales, Drepanopezizaceae. The record is from RefSeq and is a predicted model, not a curated record.
AUGCGUGUCAAGACCGACGCAGGAAGCGUCACCGUGGACAGCGCCGUUGAAGUGAAGACCUCCCAAAUCAAAGAGUCGCAAAUACAAACCUCAGAUGUGCAAGGCAGUUCCUCGAACCCAAUCCCUGCAACGGGUCAAAAAACCAAGCGAGAACGAGUUCGCCAUGUCUGCCACCAUGAGCUCGACUGCCAAUUCUGCGCAAUAAAUGCCUCUCGGGUUUGCCGAAACACUUCCAAGUCAAGCGCGCUCGCCAAGGAUCCUCUUGAAGAUUCGGUCUCAUCGCUCAUCGACUCUAACAAGAAUCCCAAGAUCUCGGUGAUGGGUGCCAGAUAUCAAGAUAGGCUCGCCCAUCGAUGGAGAAAUAUUGACCCGAAGCUUGCGCGCAAAGCUCUGCUCUGGACUAUGUGUACCCUUGCUGCUCAAGCCGCUAUUAUCUUGUGGAGUAUCUACCGCAUCCACUGGUACACGAGACCAUUGGAGAACCAGAAGUUUACUGGGCAUUCGAGAGACACUGAGAGGAUCUUAGCUUAUGUAUUUGCAGACUGCGUGGCUCCUGUGCUUGCUGCUUAUUGGGCUUUUUAUGGUCUGGAGCCUCUGUACCUGAUUCUUGUUCGAUUCUUCGACCUCAACCGCAAGCUCUGUGUACGAGUAUCCAUAGUUACUCUGUUCGCUUUGGUUGCGACCACAAUAGGAAUGGUACCAAUCCUCUUAGUGAAUCUAGGUCCUUCUCAAGCCUGGUAUGACCAGAUGCGAGAUACUUGCCGUGGAUUUGAGACAAGAGUAGAGUUUGACGACUCAAACAACAUUCCAGCAGAACUAAUUUCUCUGUAUCGACCAGGCCAUCGAGAUCAAGAAGUACGAUACUUUGAGAUCACUACAGUUACGGCCCCAGGUAUCGCUUCGACUGAAUCUUUCCAAAGUUUCUACCGCGUAUCGCGAAGAACUUCAUCGCUUACGGGUGGGUUUGUCGUCGACCUUGAUCUCAAGAAUAAUGAAUGGCGUCUACUUAACCUAACGGCCGACACACCGAUAUCCGCGAUCCAGGCGAGCGUCGUCCAGGUACCUUUGUUGAUCAGAAAUGGGACCUGGUCCAACAGUUCCUUAUCAAGUCCUCAUGCCACCUUCCCCGAGCUCAACAUCGAGGUGCUAAAUGUGCAUCUCUUUGACAAAGACUGCCAUUUCCAGCCCUUCGUCACUGUUUUCCAAACAGAAGGGAUGGCCGAUGCCGAAGUCAGAAGCCAACGCCAAGAGAAGUGGACUCCAGGAGGGGCCAAGAAUGUGGUGCUACGAACCGCGGACUUCGGCCACAACAUGCACGGACUGGAAGCUUGUAUCAAGAGCGAUCUGCUGAAUUUGGCCGACGGAGGGGAGGCCGAGACGGCUGCUGAUGUCAUGGUACCGCUGAGUCUGCUUGCCGUGUUGAGGAGCAAGAUGAAGGACGAUGGGCGGUAUGGGGGGAAGUGUAGCCUUACUAGUUAA